Frankliniella occidentalis (western flower thrips) is the source of this 1632-nucleotide messenger RNA. RefSeq names its product tRNA pseudouridine synthase Pus10 (gene Pus10). The transcript has 7 exons. Bases 1 to 1536 code for a protein of 511 amino acids. Gene Ontology annotation, molecular function: RNA binding; pseudouridine synthase activity. NCBI's taxonomy places the organism in Eukaryota, Metazoa, Arthropoda, Insecta, Thysanoptera, Thripidae. Gene Ontology annotation, biological process: tRNA pseudouridine synthesis. The record is from RefSeq and is a predicted model, not a curated record.
AUGACUGAUACUUCAAAAGGAAAGAGCCCAAAAGAGAUAUUUAAACAUUUGCGGGAUAUAGGUUGUUGCAAACUAUGUUGCUUACGAUAUCUAGGUGAACGCUCCCAGUACGCCUAUCAAAAUCCAGAUGAAGCGCUUCAAAUGAAAUCUCUCGUUGAUGAAGUUGAAGACACAGAGAACCCAACAAAACUGAAGAAAGACAAUGUCUGUACUGCAUGCUUGGGUUUACUUCAAGAAAAUUUUAGAGAAACCUUCAUUGAAAAGAUUAUUACAGAUGUAAACACAGCUGAUUAUGACUGCAGAGAAUUCUCAUGUGCGCUGUCAAUGCCCGUCAGCUUUUGCCUCCGAACUCACUCAUUCAAUUUACAUAUUGAUGAAGUAUUUCCUAGUGAAACUGAUGAGCCAGCUGAAGCAAAGUUUAUGUCUGUCAAAGAAGUUUGGAAAUGGAUUGCUUCUCCUCUGAUAGCAAAGGGAAUUUCCAAAUCGUUUAAUCCCAACAAAGACUGUGACUUCUCAAUCACAAUUAGUAUUGGGUAUGAGGAUGAUGAGAAAGAAUGCAAUUGUUUAAUGGAUAUGCACAAAGAAAUUUAUGAAAUGAGAAAAAAACAGAAAAGGAAGUUCAAGGACUGUGUACUAUCUCGCAAGUCUGUGGAAUCUUUGCUGCUCUCAACGGAUCCCAGCCACUUCAAAAAGUUUUAUCCUUCCCCUCCUAAUAUACCAAACACCUCUUUCACUUGUUCCGCUGUGGCCCCCUUACAUAAUUCACUGUUCAUUGCUGGCCGAUACAACAAGUACUCACGUACAUUGAGCCAGACUCCUUGGAUUAUUGAUGGUAAAAGGCUUAUGGAGACCUCAGUACAGGAACUCCUAUGUAAUCCAAUUAUUGAAAUAUCAAAAGCUGAUGAUCUACGGUUUGCUUCUUCAGGGCGAGAAGACGUUGAUGUUCGUAUGCUGGGAAAAGGGAGGCCCUUCUUCUGUGAGUUGAUUAAUCCUCACCGUGUUCAUCUUCAACCAAGCCAAUUCCGCAAUAUUGAAAAAGCUAUUGCUUCAACAACUAAGGAUGUUGCAGCUAGACAUCUUCAAAUAGUUUCAAAGGACCAAGUUUCACAAAUAAAAGCUGGUGAAGAAGAAAAAGUUAAACUCUACAGCGCUUAUUGUAUAGUCUCUGGAGAUAAAGCCUGUGUAGACUGGGGAAAAUUGGAAUCGUUGCCUCCCAAAUGUCCCAUAGUUCUUCAACAGAAGACACCUAUAAGGGUUUUGCAUCGUAGAAGUCUAGCUACAAGAGAAAGGACAAUUUUUAGACUGGAGGUGUGCAAAACAGAGACCGAGGAAUCUAAGGCUUUCAUUCUGAAAAUGGCUACACAAGCUGGUACAUACAUCAAAGAGUUUGUGCAUGGUGAUUUUGGAAGGACAACACCAAGUCUACGGGAUCUUUUGGGAACGGACGUUGAUAUUCUAGCCUUGGAUGUAUUGGACAUUGAAUUGGACUGGCCACCAGAGGUGAACUACGACGAGGAGAGUGAGAGUGUCACAUAAGCAUGGAAGUUUUGAUUGUCAGAGAAACAGAAGAUUUUAUUUUAAAAUGUCCAAUAUCUCAUUAACGGAAAAUAUAAUAUUUGGUAAUUAAUUAAA